AUGUACGACUAUGCGAAAGUUCAUCUCAUAUACACAAUUCCCCCAGCCAUAGCUCUGACCACAGUCCUUGCGCCUCUCUUCACGCGACGAGAUGUCUUCAAGAUCUGUUUUCUGCUGACCGUGGCCGUUACAUAUACGAUUCCAUGGGAUUCGUAUCUCAUUAGAACUGGAGUUUGGACUUAUCCUCCGGAAGUCAUCUUGGGACCGAAAUUGUUCGACAUCCCAGCUGAAGAGUUGUUCUUCUUCGUAAUUCAGACAUACAUUACCACAUGCCUGCAGAUUUUACUGAGCAAAUCGGUGGUCACCGCUACCUACUUGCACAACGAAAAUGACCUUCAAGAUCCUCUCGGCAGGCGCUUGAGGCAAUGGAAACGUGCUGGUCAAGUGACCCUCGGCCUAUGCUGGGUAACCCCUUUGCUUCUAGGUAGAGGCCACGUUACGGGCACAUACAUGAAGUUGAUUCUCGUUUGGGCCGUUCCGGUGUUAUUGAUGCUCUGGACCUUUGCUUACCAGCUGCUCCUCACCUUGCCGCGGUCCAAGACAUGGCUGCCUAUAAUGCUCCCGACUCUUUACCUUUGGGUCAUUGAUACUCUCGCAUUGCGCAGAGGCACUUGGUGUAUUGAAUCGGAUACGAAGCUUGGCAUUCAGCUCUGGCCGCAUCUGGAUCUCGAAGAAGCUGUGUUCUUCCUGGUCACAAACACACUGAUAGUCUGGGGCUUAACUGCGUAUGACAACGCCGUUGCAGUCUUAGACGCCUUUCCGGCCUUUUUUCCCACCGUGCCGGGCACGCCGUCACCCGUACUUUUGUUGAAAGGUCUUUUCCUGUCCACCUCCAAGUAUGACACUGGACGAAUACAGGGACUCCAAAAUUCCUUGACUGUCCUGGCGCGGAAAAGCCGGUCUUUCUACCUGGCAUCUGGAGUGUUUCCUGGGCGCCUGAGGAUAGAUCUGAUCUUGCUCUACGCAUUUUGCAGAGUCGCGGACGACUUGAUUGACGACGCCCCAUCCGCGGAAGAGGCAUCCAGUUGGGUGGGGCGCUUUUCCCAUUUCCUUGACACCGCUUACUCCACCAAGUCUGACCGGGAAGCAUUCGAGCAAGCGCUUGUCCCUUUUCCUGUCGAGGCCCAAUCUGUCCUGAGGCUGCUGCCCACAGACAAGUUACCGUCACAACCAUUAUACUCGCUCCUGGAUGGCUUCCGGAUGGAUCAGCGGUUCUUCACAAAGGGUUCGAAAGAGGAUCCGCCUGUACAAACCUUUGCAGAUCUUGAACGAUAUGCAUCAUGUGUGGCAGCCACUAUUGGGGAGCUUUGCUUGAGUCUCGUCUACCAACACGAUCCCGACAGGCCCACAGACGAAGACACAAAGCGCAGGUGUGUCGCAGCUGGGUCAGAUAUGGGAAGAGCCUUGCAGUAUGUCAACAUUGUGCGAGACGUUGAUACCGACGCUCUAUCUGGGAGGUGCUACAUCCCUAAUGAAUGGUUCGACAAGUCAUCGGCCUCUUCCCCCGAAGUGCGUGACAAGGAAGUGGCCCACUAUCGCAAGCGAAUCUUGGACAUUGCCUUCUCUAUAUAUGGUACAAAUCGGGACGCAAUUGAGGAGCUUCCUCAAUACGCACGAGGUGGGAUACGCGUUGCGGUAGAGAGCUACAUGGAGAUUGGAAGGAUGUUGCGGGAACGACUUGAGGAAGGCAAACCUCUGGAUUUCGCCGGUGGGGGGAAGAAAGGGAGAGCAAGUGUACCCAAAUUGAGAAGGAUAUGGGUGGGCUGGAGGACGAUGGCUGGAUGGAGAGGGUCAGCCUGA
Molecule: messenger RNA, 1800 nt
Organism: Exophiala dermatitidis NIH/UT8656
Lineage: Eukaryota; Fungi; Ascomycota; Eurotiomycetes; Chaetothyriales; Herpotrichiellaceae
Product: phytoene synthase
Exons: 5
Coding region: 1-1800 (599 amino acids)
Biological process (GO): biosynthetic process
Molecular function (GO): geranylgeranyl diphosphate synthase activity; intramolecular lyase activity
Source: RefSeq, a predicted model, not a curated record